UUUGCCUGCCUAACAGUUCCCACUGCUUCGCAAAAUAUCAAGGCGUGCACGCAAAGCUAGAGCGAGCGAUCAAUCUUUCGUAGCCGUUUUCUCAGCCAUCGAUCGGAGAAGAGCUGCCAUGGAGGUUCAAAUGGAGACCAAUAUUCAUGGUGGUGGUGACGGGAAUGGCAGCUUCAUGGCGAGGUGCCGGCAGCCGCUCUGCUCGGCGCUGGACAGGCUCCGGAGCUCCGGCGUCGGGUUCGCCGGGAAGCUGGCCAAGAUCGCGAGGGACGACCCGAGGCGGGUGGCGCACUCGGUCAAGGUCGGGCUGGCGCUCACGCUGGUGUCCGUGCUCUACUACGUCACGCCGCUCUUCAACGGCUUCGGGGUCUCCACCUUGUGGGCCGUCCUCACCGUCGUCGUCGUCAUGGAGUACACCGUUGGUGGCACGCUAAGUAAAGGUCUGAACAGAGCUUUCGCGACUUUGGUAGCCGGGUUCAUCGCCGUCGGAGCCCAUCAGGUGGCCAACCGCUGUGGUGAAAAAGGGGAGCCGAUACUACUCGCCGUGUUCGUCUUCUUGCUAGCGUCGGCGGCGACGUUCUCGCGGUUCAUCCCGGAGGUCAAGGCGAGGUACGACUACGGGGUGACCAUCUUCAUACUCACCUUCAGCCUGGUGGCCGUGUCGAGCUACCGCGUCGAGGACCUCACCAAGCUCGCGCACCAGCGCUUCUCCACCAUCGUUGUCGGCGUCUUCAUCUGCCUCUGUACCACCAUCUUCGUCUUCCCGGUCUGGGCCGGGGAGGACCUCCACAAGCUCGCCGCCGGCAACCUCGACAAACUGGCGGAGUUCCUUGAAGGAAUUGAAUCUGAAUGCUUUGGAGAGAACGCAGCAAGUGAGAAUUUGGAAAACAAAGCCUUUCUCCAAGUAUACAAGAGCGUCCUCAAUUCGAAGGCCAGUGAGGACUCAUUGUGCAAUUUUGCCAAGUGGGAGCCUGGUCAUGGAAAAUUCAGCUUCCGACACCCAUGGAGCCAAUACCAAAAGCUCGGUGCUCUUUGUCGCCAAUGCGCUUCUUCAAUGGAGGCUCUUGCUUCCUAUGUCACCACUCUCACAAAAUCUCAGUAUCCUGAAGCCAACCCAGAGCUAUGCUUGAAGGUUCGAACAACAUGCGGUGAAAUGAGCUCGCAUUCUGCAAAGGCACUCAGUGAGCUAUCAUCAGCAAUUCGGACGAUGACUAUACCGUCCCCAACUAACAAUCACAUGUCUGCAGCAAUCAAAGCAGCAAAUAGCCUCAGAAGUGAAUUAUCAGAGGAUGAAGAUCUGUUGCAAGUGAUGCAUGUAGCAGUUAUUGCAUCUCUUCUCUCAGACUUGGUUACACAGAUAAAGAAGAUCACAGAAUCAGUUGAUAAUCUAGCACGACUUGCCUGCUUCAAAAACCCUGAAAAAACUCAAAAGGAUGUGAUUAUCGGCAUCAAGAGUUGA
Phragmites australis (common reed) is the source of this 1459-nucleotide messenger RNA. Its product is annotated as aluminum-activated malate transporter 1-like. Gene Ontology annotation, biological process: malate transport. The transcript is spliced from 6 exons. Bases 119 to 1459 code for a protein of 446 amino acids. The record is from RefSeq and is a predicted model, not a curated record. Gene Ontology annotation, cellular component: plant-type vacuole membrane. Lineage: Eukaryota; Viridiplantae; Streptophyta; Magnoliopsida; Poales; Poaceae.